Messenger RNA from Anopheles arabiensis, 1393 nucleotides. RefSeq lists its product as uncharacterized. Lineage: Eukaryota; Metazoa; Arthropoda; Insecta; Diptera; Culicidae. The record is from RefSeq and is a predicted model, not a curated record. The coding region runs from base 78 to 1283 and encodes 401 amino acids. The transcript has a single exon.
GCUGAUUGGCACCACACCACACCCUGCAGUGUAGUGAACGGACACUUGCACAGUUGCUCGCUUAAGAAGCUUUCAACAUGAGAGUGCUUAUCUUUACUAUCUGGAUUGGCUGCGCAGCUAGCACCCUCGGCGAGCAGUGCGUGAUUCAGCUGGUUCGGGGUAUGGUAACGCGGCUUCUGGGCCCGAACCAAGCCGCGCUAUCUUGCGACAUUCUGUGGUCCAAUCUGCAGCUGAGCUUUAACUACACGCGGCAAGACCUGGUAGCCUGCCAGGACGGGGAGCUGCUGGUGCAUCCACCCGAGCCAUACUUUUCCGACUGUCAGCAGCGGCUCGAUAGAGCCAAGCAGGACGCCGAAGCUGACAGGCGUGCGUUCACCGCGGAGAUGCAGAAGAAGAUACAGGUGAACCAGUGGGAAGCGGAUAGGUACGUACAAGAGUCGGACACAAUCCGGGACCAGCUUGCGCGCCUCAGGGACGAGCUGCGGUCAACCUACCGCUCACUCGUGCUCAUGAGCGUGCAGGGCGGCGCUAGCAAGCAGGCGCUUAAAUACUACCACUACUAUCUGGAGGGCCAGCCGCCGGGCCAGCUGCUGAGCUCCAUCAUCGCGGCCGUGUACAGCGUGCCGGAGCACGCGCACGAGCGGUUUGAGUACCUGCUCGACUUCGCCCGCAAGGUGCCAGGGAACAGUGUGCGGCUGGCGUUCUACCACCAGAUCACCGCGGAGCUGCGGCGGCAUCCCGAGCAGCGCGACAGCUACCUUGCGAUGAUCGCGGCCCUCGACCUGGGCAAGCUGGCCUUCAUCAGUCAAAAUGCCGAUGCGCGCAAGCUGUACCUCGACCUGUUCAACCCUGCGCUUAAGCGCCUGCAGGCGGCUGUCAUCGCGGGCAGCUACGAUGAGAUAGUAACGUUCGCCACCGCCUAUCCGGACCACUUCGAGCAGAUUGCGAACCAACUCUCGACGCUGGAAAGUGGAGCCUGGAACCAGGCGAACUUUGAGCGCCUGCUGCUGUACCUGAACCGGCUGCCGCUCGCCAAACAGCGGCUAGAGGCGUUCCGGAUGAUGCUGCUGCAGAUCAAUCAACGCAACAAGCACGAUUUUGCGCCACGGUUGACCAUGGUGGCGAAGGAGCUGGACAAAUGCGAGUCGUUCGUGAAGAGCGGUAGCAAAAACCAGCAGACCGAUCUGGAGAAGCUCGUCACGGUGAAGCGCAUGUUUGCGACCCGCGAUCCCAACAGAGACUACGACCAUUACCUGCAGGAAUCGAAAAAAAUAGCAAAAUAGUAUAGUCGGCCAUGUUUGUAUAUCCUAACACAGGCCCAUAAGCAAUUACCACUGCACAAUACACGCUACACGCUACAGGGGUUCAAUAAAUAUUCACACACUGCAACGUC